Rhizopus microsporus ATCC 52813 is the source of this 1450-nucleotide messenger RNA. RefSeq lists its product as uncharacterized. Gene Ontology annotation, biological process: translation. The record is from RefSeq and is a predicted model, not a curated record. Lineage: Eukaryota; Fungi; Mucoromycota; Mucoromycetes; Mucorales; Rhizopodaceae. Gene Ontology annotation, molecular function: GTP binding; GTPase activity. The coding region runs from base 34 to 1386 and encodes 450 amino acids. The transcript is spliced from 3 exons.
CUAGGCCACGUUGAUUCUGGCAAAUCAACGUUAAUGGGACACUUUUUAUAUGAUUUAGGACAAGUCAACGAAAGGACAAUGCGAAAAUUCGAAAGAGAAUCACAAAAGAUCGGCAAAGGAUCAUUUGCUUUUGCUUGGGUUCUGGAUGAAACUGAUGAAGAAAGAGACCGUGGCAUCACGAUGGACAUUGCCACCAAUUACUUUGAAACCAACAAUCGACAGAUCACUUUACUUGAUGCUCCUGGGCACCGUGAUUUCAUUCCCAAUAUGAUUUCUGGUACAGCUCAAGCCGAUGCUGCCAUCUUAGUUGCUCCUGCCAUGGGAUUCGAAUCAGGAUUUGAAGCAGGAGGGCAGACAAAGGAGCACGCCGUCUUGGCCAGAAGUUUAGGCGUUCAACAGCUGAUAGUUGCAGUGAAUAAGCUAGACUUGGUAGACUGGAGUCAGGAGCGGUUUGAAGAGAUACGGUUCAAAUUGAAUGCAUAUCUUUUGCAGAUCGGAUUCAAAAAGAAUAAUAUCAGCUAUGUACCCGUGUCAGGGUUAACCGGAGAAAAUCUAGUAAAGAAGAGCCAGUUGCCUGAAUUGACAAGUUGGUACCAUGGGCCGACAUUGAUGGAAGAGAUCGAUCGGUUUGAACCACCUACACGAUUACUAGACAAACCACUGAGAAUGCGAGUGACUGACUUUUUCAAGGGAGGCAUUGGAAGUAGCGGAGGCGUAUCUGUUGCAGGUCAAAUUGAAGCUGGAUCCGUGCAGAUCGGAGAACAAGUCAUGGUUGUACCAGGAAACGAAACUGGGUAUAUUAAAUCAUUACAAGUUGAUGAUGAGCCUACAACAUGGGCUGUUGCAGGAGAUUCAGUCAUGAUGACCUUGACUCAUCUUGAUAUCCUAAAUUUAAGCAACGGCUGCGUUCUCUGUACGCCAUCAAAUCCUGUCCCCAUUACGAGCUCAUUUGAGGCUCAAAUUGUAGUGUUUGAUGUGCGCGUUCCUCUAACACUUGGAUACCAGGUUGUGCUUCAUCUUGGUAGUUUGAAUGAACCAGCUUCUCUUAUUAAAUUGGUGGAAGUAUUGGAUAAGUCAACAGGAGAAGUCGUCAAGAGGAACCCACGAUGCCUGACAAAAGGAAUGACGGCCAAGGUUCAAAUCAAGCUGUCUCAACGAGCUAUUCCGUUGGAAACAUUCAAGGAUAACAAACAAUUGGGUCGUAUCAUGUUGCGCAAGGGCGGUGAAACUGUAGCAGCAGGCGUAGUUACGGAGGUAAACUAUAGAAUAGAUUCAUUUGCUAGAAUGACUCAUUACAUGUUGUAUAGAUUUUAUCCUUUGGAUCAUAGAGUAUAUAAAAUAAACGUCAUUAUUAUCACAAAGUGUACUACCAUCAGCACCAUUUAAUGAUGUAGUUUGGUGUAACGAGGUCAAUGUGGUAUGGAGCAUUCUUUCUAUGAGCCCCCCCCCC